AUGGUUUCUCGAGCCGCCCUCGCCUCUUCUCUCGGCCGCUCUCUACGGGCUUCGCGCCACCCAGCCCCCCUUCUCCGGUCUUUCGCGACUGCCUCGUCGUCAGUGUCGACGAGCCCAGAGACGCAGAUCACUACCCUCAAGAAUGGUCUGACUGUCGCUACAGAGUCGCACUCACAUGCGCAGACCGCCACCGUUGGUGUCUGGAUUGACGCCGGCUCGCGUGCGGAGACGGACGCGACGAACGGUACCGCUCACUUCCUUGAGCAUAUGGCUUUCAAGGGUACCGGCCGUCGUUCACAACACGCCCUCGAGCUCGAAGUCGAGAACCUCGGCGCGCACCUGAACGCGUAUACUUCGCGCGAACAGACGGUCUACUAUGCCAAGAGCUUCCGCAAGGACGUUCCUCAGGCGGUUGACAUCAUCUCCGACAUUUUGCAGAACUCGAAGCUGGAGAACAGUGCGAUAGAGAGGGAGCGUGAUGUCAUCCUGAGGGAGCAGCAGGAGGUGGACAAGCAGCAUGAGGAGGUCGUUUUCGACCACUUGCACUCGGUUGCUUUCCAAGGUCAACCUCUUGGCCGCACCAUCCUCGGACCCAAGAAGAACAUCCUCUCCAUCACGAAGGACGACCUCUCCAAUUACAUCAAGACCAACUACACCGCCGACCGCAUGGUCCUCGUCGGUGCUGGUGGUGUCGACCACAACGAGCUCGUCAAAGCCGCCGAAAAAUCCUUCUCCACCCUCCCCGUCUCCUCCAACCCCAUUCCUCUCGGCCGCCUCGCGCACCCCAAGACGAAGUUCAUCGGUUCUGAAGUUCGUGUCCGUGAUGACGACAUCCCAACCGCGAACAUUGCCAUCGCUGUCGAGGGUGUUGGCUGGUCCUCACCCGACUACUACCCCAUGCUCGUCAUGCAAUCCAUCUUCGGCAACUGGGACCGUGCUCUUGGCAGCGCCUCGCUCCUCUCCUCGCGCCUCUCGCACAUCAUCUCACAGAACAACCUCGCCAACUCGUACAUGUCUUUCUCAACAUCCUACUCCGACACCGGUCUCUGGGGUAUCUACCUCGUCUCGGAGAACUUGCACAAUUUGGACGAUGUCAUGCACUUCACGCUCAAGGAGUGGACAAGAAUGAGCAUCGCCCCGACGAGCGUGGAGGUCGAGAGGGCGAAGAGCCAGUUGAAGGCGAGCUUGCUUUUGAGCCUGGAUGGAACGACGGCCAUUGCGGAGGAUAUUGGGAGGCAGUUGGUCACUUCGGGACGGAGGAUGACGCCUCAGCAGAUCGAGCAGGCGGUCGAUGCUGUUACUCCGGAUGAGAUCAAGCGUGUGGCGCAGAAGUACCUUUGGGAUAAGGACUUCUCCAUGGCUGCUAUUGGUUCGAUCGAGGGUCUGCUCGACUAUAACCGUAUUCGUGCCGACAUGUCUUCGCUGAUCUACUAG
Molecule: messenger RNA, 1434 nt
Organism: Stereum hirsutum FP-91666 SS1
Lineage: Eukaryota; Fungi; Basidiomycota; Agaricomycetes; Russulales; Stereaceae
Exons: 4
Coding region: 1-1434 (477 amino acids)
Cellular component (GO): mitochondrion
Molecular function (GO): metalloendopeptidase activity; metal ion binding
Source: RefSeq, a predicted model, not a curated record